AAAAAAGUUUUUUUUUCUUCUCGUCAAAAAGAAAGUAGGCAUUUGAACAAAGGAAUUUAAUUUUUUUUCUCCAAAAAAAAAAAAAAAGAACAAAGGCAAACACAAUGAAUGAAAUAUGGGGAUAAAAAAAACCACACACACACGCACACAACAUGGGUUGAUGAUUAUAAAAAAAAAAAAAAAGGCAAUCGUUUUGCCUUAUUAUUCCUUAUCGUUCCCUUUAUUUUCUUUGACGUUAAACUUAAGAAUGAUAGACAUUCUGUCAGAGAAUUCAAAACGACGCGAUGUCUGUUUCCCCCCUUCUUUUCUCCUUUGUCUGAGCAUAACUGGUUUUGGCAGGGAAUGUAAAAAAAAAAAAAAAAAG
Molecule: messenger RNA, 364 nt
Organism: Radiomyces spectabilis
Lineage: Eukaryota; Fungi; Mucoromycota; Mucoromycetes; Mucorales; Radiomycetaceae
Exons: 1
Source: RefSeq, a predicted model, not a curated record